Penicillium psychrosexuale is the source of this 330-nucleotide messenger RNA. RefSeq lists its product as uncharacterized. Bases 1 to 330 code for a protein of 109 amino acids. The record is from RefSeq and is a predicted model, not a curated record. NCBI's taxonomy places the organism in Eukaryota, Fungi, Ascomycota, Eurotiomycetes, Eurotiales, Aspergillaceae. The transcript has a single exon.
AUGGCUUUCAAAACUGGUAAGAAAUCCUGGGCCAGCAAGGCUAAGAGCCAAUACCGCCGCCGUCGCGGCGGUCGUACUUCUUCGAAGUAUACCCGAGGUUCUCUCGACAAGUAUAUCGAGGCUAAAGUGCAACGCGCUGUUAAAAAGGCGAAGCGUGGCCCCCCACGGAGUGUACCUGUGCAGUUGAUACCUGCGCAGUUUGAUCGGUCCUGCCAGAUACCGAAGGGGAAUAUUCUCGAUCACUGGACGAUCUAUGUUCAAGGUCCGUCGUCAGCGGAUAAGUACGCUGUACUCCCGAAGACCUUCGGCAUGAUUGAUCGUCAUUCGUAG